Molecule: messenger RNA, 1627 nt
Organism: Gossypium raimondii (Peruvian cotton)
Lineage: Eukaryota; Viridiplantae; Streptophyta; Magnoliopsida; Malvales; Malvaceae
Product: protein STRICTOSIDINE SYNTHASE-LIKE 3
Exons: 4
Coding region: 258-1433 (391 amino acids)
Biological process (GO): biosynthetic process
Molecular function (GO): strictosidine synthase activity
Source: RefSeq, a predicted model, not a curated record
AAAAAAAAAACCCCUCACCUGCCUCAUUUCAGUAUCUACCAAUGACCAGAAACUAGAGGCAGCAAAAAUGAGAUCUACCUAACCCUCUAUCCGUCCUUCAAAACAUACAAACAAAGGGGUUGUUUUCUUGAUUGCAAGAGAAAGCAAUCUUUUUGGACACCCAAGUGUGGUUGAAGGCUUACACAUCAGCUGAAGAACUGAUAAUUUUUCUGUUCCAAGCUUUGCUUUUGUGCUGUAUUUCCUCAAAAUUUCUAGCGAUGAUUCCAAUUGGGUUUCUGGGUUUACUGUUUUUGCUGCUCGCUCUAUACUGUGGGAUAGACCCUUUUAAGCACAGUGCAAUCUCUGAAUUUCCUGACUUCGAGUCUUACAAGGUGGAUUUGCCUCCAUGGGAACUAGUUCCGGCAGACAGGGACAAGGAUAAUUUGCUUCAGAAGUCAGAGAUUAAGUUCUUGAACCAGGUUCAGGGCCCUGAAAGCAUGGCAUUUGACCCUCUUGGUCGUGGUCCUUACACUGGUGUUGCUGAUGGUCGAGUUCUCCUCUGGGAUGGUCAAAACUGGAAGGAUUUUGCUUAUACUUCCAGCAAUAGGUCUGAAAUAUGUAAUCCCAAGCCAUCACCACAGAGUUACCUGCCAAAUGAGCAUAUCUGUGGCAGGCCUUUGGGUCUCCGGUUUGAUAAGAACACUGGUGAUUUGUACAUUGCUGAUGCAUAUUUGGGGCUGUUCAAGGUGGGUCCGGAAGGCGGAUUAGCAACACCACUUGUAACUGAGGUAGAUGGGGUGCCCCUGAGGUUUACCAAUGACCUUGACAUUGAUGAUGAAGGAAACAUAUAUUUUACUGAUAGCAGCAGCAAAUUCCAGAGAAGGAACUUCAUGCAGCUAGUUUUUUCUUCGGAGAAUAGUGGGAGGCUUCUGAAGUAUAAUCUUUACACAAAGGAAACUGCUGUCCUUGUCAGGAAUCUCCAAUUUCCGAACGGUGUAUCCCUAAGCAAGGAUGGUUCUUUUCUCGUAUUUUGCGAAGGAUGUCCGGGCAGAUUACUCAAGUACUGGUUGAAAGGUGAGAAAGCAGGGAGUACUGAGGUAUUUGCCAUCUUACCAGGAUUUCCGGACAAUGUCCGAACAAAUAAAGAAGGUGAAUUUUGGGUAGCAAUUCACUGUCGCAGGUUCACGUAUGCUCAUAUAAUGGGAUUAUAUCCAAAACUCAGGAAAUUCAUUCUCAAGCUCCCUAUAUCUGCAAAAAUUCAAUACCUGCUUCAGAUUGGCGGUAAGCUGCACGGAAUUGUUGUGAAAUACAGUCCAGAUGGAAAGCUGUUGCAGGUUUUGGAGGAUAGUGAAGGGAAGGUUGUGAAAGCGGUUAGUGAAGUCGAAGAGAGAGAUGGCAAGCUCUGGCUAGGGAGUGUUCUUAUGCCCUUUGUGGCAGUUUACAACUUGGCUUGAGUUGGGAGGCAGAAGGAAAAAUAAAGAGUUAGCAAUGGUGUUUUAUGAAUGUGGCAAAUCUUCUCUUAGCCAUCGUUUUCACUAUGAAGAAAAACACAAGAAUGUUUUCUAAGUCUAUACAUGUUAUUACUUGGAUUGCAAGUAUUUGGAUAAAAUUCUGCUGAAAAGAAAGUAUUUGGGUUUUUCCAUUUAAA